Molecule: messenger RNA, 2281 nt
Organism: Lycium barbarum (goji berry)
Lineage: Eukaryota; Viridiplantae; Streptophyta; Magnoliopsida; Solanales; Solanaceae
Exons: 7
Coding region: 399-1991 (530 amino acids)
Biological process (GO): chromatin remodeling
Cellular component (GO): Ino80 complex
Source: RefSeq, a predicted model, not a curated record
GGGUGGGGGUGGGGGGGGGGGUGUUGGGUGAGUUAGAAUAGGAAAGGCAAAAAUGGAGAAGAUAUUGAGACUCUUCUUUGGCUCUAACGCUAACCCUAAAACUAACUUACCCAAUUCCCAUCUUUCUUUCUUCUAUAUCUCUAUCAAAAUAUCUCUACCAACCCUUUUACUCCUUCUUUAUCAAAUUGCUCUAACCCUAUUAUCUCUACCUUUCCUUUAUUUCACUCUUUUUGUUUGCCUCCUGCUUCUUUUCGGUUCACAAGGUAUUUGCUUUCAUCUUACUUUUGGUUCAUGGUUUCCAGUUUGGUGCAGCAAUUGCCAAACGCAUUUAGCAAGUGCCAUCUUUUUGCCGUGAUUAGUGCACGUGUUUCUGGUGGGCCCUAGUCUUUUUACGUGUCAUGGAUGAGUCUGGUGGAACUAGAUUUGAAGGGCUCAAUCCUACUGUUAGAAAGAAAAGAAGCCACAUGUUGCGGCGACCUAGACCUGAGAAGCCGUUUUUCCAUGAUAGCCGCGAUCAGUCACCCUUAACACCAGUUUCAGAUGAUUUUGGUAGGGUUUCCAGUGAUGAGAACAUUGAUGAUGCCAGUGCUGGACGGAAAAUGUUCAACCUUAAUCAUUGCAUGUCUAGAGGCUCUGCUUCCAGAGUGGCUGACGGGGGAUCUAGUCUUUUACAUAGUAAUGGAGUUCCAGGAGAUGAUACAUAUCCCCAGCAUGGCUCCUCUCUUAGGCAACCAGGAACUGUUCAGGAUGGUGUUGGCAGUGAUAGCAAGCUGAAAAAAGUUAAGUUGAAAGUUGGGGGUGUGACACGCACCAUACAAACCAAAACCGAUUAUCGUGGUGCAUAUGGUGGUGGUUUAUCUACUACAAGUGCACGAGCCUUGGAUGGGUCACUGCCACGGCAGAAACUAACUCCACAGGACACUUUGAGCAAAGACGGUCUUUCGGAAAGGAAAAGUGGGUUGCAAGGAAUUUUAUCGAGAGAUUCGCCGAAAGGCUCGUUUGCUGCUGGAAUGGGGAAGAUGCCAGUGACGAAUGCCUAUGAAAAAGGAGGUGACAAGUCAGAUCCAUCUCGUAAGAGUAAGAGGGUGCCAAAGAGGCGUGUAUCGGAGUGGUUUGAUGAGGAUGACAAAGAUGAUGAGAUUCGAUACUUGGAGAAGCUUAAAACCUCGAAGAUUGCAGGAUAUAAAGAUUUUGAGGAGGAGUUGACCAAUAAAAGAAGUCUUUCCCGGGUUUCAAGGGUUAGCAGGUAUGAAAAGGAUGAAAAUGUGGGAAGGUCAAGGAAAGAUGUUAGGAAGAAAUCAGAGCAAGGUUCUGAGGACAUUGCUUAUGAGGUGGAAGAGCUCCUGUCUGAUGGCGAGCCUGAAGGAAAAAAGAAGCAGAAACAAAGGAAGGAAUCCUCAGAUUCAUCGAACGAAGGGACGAGAGGAGAAAUGACUCUUACAACACGACAGCGAGCUCUCCUAUCUAGCAAGGAUUCUUCUGCUUCUUCUGUGAGUCAGAUUGAGUUCCCUAACGGUUUACCGCCGGCGCCUCCUCGAAAGCAAAAGGAGAAGCUCACAGAGGUUGAGCAGCAACUGAAGAAAGCAGAGGCUGCUCAGAAACGUAGAAUGCAAAAUGAGAAGGCCGCUCGUGAAUCAGAGGCUGAGGCAAUUAGGAAAAUUCUCGGUCAAGAUUCUAACAGGAAGAAGAAAGAAGAUAAAAUGAAGAAGCGGCAGGAAGAGUUGGCUCAGGAGAAGGCUGCCAAAGAGCAGAUGCUUGCGAAAAGCACUGUCAGAGUGGUUAUGGGCCCUACUGGGACUGUGGUGACAUUUCCUGAAGAUAUGGGUUUACCUCAUAUUUUUAACUCUAAACCUUGCAGUUACCCACCCCCUCGUGAGAAAUGUGCUGGUCCUUCCUGCGUGAAUCCGUACAAGUAUCGGGAUUCUAAGACAAAACUUCCUCUGUGCAGUCUCCAGUGCUACAAGGCAAUUCAUGAAAAGGGACAGGCUUGAAAGCCUGCUAAAAGAUGUUAUGACAUAUGCUCUUGCACAUUAUUUAGAUUUAAGCUGGUAUAAUGAGGAUAUCUUUUCCAUAUACAGGAAUCAGGACCAAAGAUAUCUGGGAACAAAUUGUGUACAGGAAUAUUUUGGUUCCUUAUAUAAAUGUAUGCCCCGCUGCCCCUAGUUCAUUGGUCAUUUCUCCUUUUCUAUUUCAUUAUCCCUAUUUGUACAUGUUAUAUUUUUCUAAUUAUUGGUCACCUCAUUGCUGCACAGUCGAGCUAUUUUUGGUGAUUGUUGCCUUC